AUGAGUAAUCACAAUGGCACAAUAUUUAUGCCUUCAGUUCUGAUACUGAUUGGGAUCCCUGGCUUGGAAUCUGUGCAGUUCUGGAUUGGAAUUCCUUUCUUCACCAUGUAUAUCAUUUCUCUCUUUGGGAAUUUCCUGAUCGUGGUCGUCAUCAAAUCUGAGCGCGGUCUCCAUGAACCAAUGUAUCUUUUCCUGGCAAUGCUUGGAGCAACAGACAUUGCUCUCAGCACCUGCAUCCUACCAAAAAUGCUGGGAAUCUUCUGGUUCCAUUUGCCAGAAAUACAGUUCGAUAUUUGUCUCUUUCAGAUGUGGCUCAUACACACGUUCCAGUGUAUCGAGUCAGGUAUUAUUCUGGCUAUGGCUCUGGAUCGAUAUGUGGCAAUCUGCAAUCCUCUUAGACAUGCAACAAUUUUCACUCACCAACUUCUCACUCAGAUUGGGGUUGCAGUGUCACUCAGAGCAGCCAUCUUUGUGGCUCCCUGCCUCGUCCUCAUCAAAUGCCGCCUGAAGCACUAUAGGACCACUGUGGUCUCCCAUUCAUACUGUGAGCACAUGGCUAUUGUGAAGUUGGCAGCAGAGGAUGUUCGAAUCAACAAGAUCUAUGGUCUGUUUGUGGCUUUCAGUGUACUUGGGUUUGACAUAAUUUUCAUCACACUGUCCUACAUCCGAAUAUUUAUUACUGUCUUUAAUCUGCCCCAAAAAGAAGCAAGGCUCAAAGCCUUUAACACCUGCAUUGCCCACAUCUGUGUCUUCCUUGAAUUUUAUCUCCUUGCUUUCUUCUCCUUUUUCACACACAGGUUUGGUUUCCAUAUCCCACCCUACAUUCAUAUUCUUCUGUCCAACCUCUACCUACUUGUCCCACCGUUACUCAAUCCCGUUGUGUAUGGUGUGAAAACCAAACAGAUUCGAGAUCGAGUAUCCAAAAUGUUUUAUCCUAAGGAUACUUCUUGA
Sorex araneus (European shrew) is the source of this 951-nucleotide messenger RNA. Its product is annotated as olfactory receptor 52A5-like. The transcript has a single exon. Bases 1 to 951 code for a protein of 316 amino acids. The record is from RefSeq and is a predicted model, not a curated record. Gene Ontology annotation, biological process: G protein-coupled receptor signaling pathway. Gene Ontology annotation, cellular component: membrane. Lineage: Eukaryota; Metazoa; Chordata; Mammalia; Eulipotyphla; Soricidae. Gene Ontology annotation, molecular function: G protein-coupled receptor activity; olfactory receptor activity.